GGGACAUGCUGUGCCCCACACACCCACCCCCACCCCUCGGGCUCGAGCAGCCCCCACCCCUGCGGUCCAGACCCCGCUUUCCCCCACCCCUGGUGUCCCUCCAGUGCCCCCCAGUGUCCCCCCGGUGCCCCCAAGUCCAGGCUGGGGUGGCGCAAGGCUGUGGUGGGAUCAUAUGGCCCUGUCACCCUUAUAAAGGGGACAGGGGGCAGGUCCCCCCAGCCCCCAGGUGAGGAGCGGGGACAGGGGCACGGGGAGGGCUCAGCCCACGGCUGCUGGGGCUGGGGGUAGGGCUGGACGUCCCUGAGGCUGGCACGGGGGGCUCUGGGGUGCCAGGGGGAGGUGGGGGUGGCACAGGGGAUGGCGGAGGGGCAUGGGGCACAGAGAGGCAGAAUGGGGUGAGGGUCACGGGUUGGCACCGGGUGUGGCAGAGGCUCGGUGGGGACAUGGGCGGUGUCAGAGCAGACGUGUGGAGGAUGAGUUGUCACCAAGAGGGGCACAAAGAGGGGCUCUGGACCACGGGAGUGUCCCCAGGGUGGUGGAGGAUGACAGGGCUGUGGUAUCUCCCGAGGGUGCUGGUGGUGUCCCCAGUGUCCCUGCGUGUCUCCCCACCAUGUGGCCCUGCCUGCUGCUCGCCCUGGCCCUGCUGGGCACUGUGCCCACCAGUCACUCCAGUGAGUGUCCCCCUGCCCCUGUGAGUGCCCCCCACGCCCCUGCCUGCUCGCGGGGACAUCCUGGGGACACCCUCAGUCCCUGCCACCUCCCUGCCAUGCCCACCUCGCCAGUGCCGCGUGCCCAGGGCUGGCAGCAGGUGGCAGAGGGACCCCGGUGCCAGCCCUCACAGCCCUGUCCUCCAGCCCCCUGCCAGCCCCGGGGUGUGCCCGCGGCCGAGGCCAUCUCGCAGCCCCGCUACGCGGUGGUGAACCGGCUGCGAACCUACUCGAGUGCCCAGGUGAGGGGACGUGGGGCACGGUUGGGUGCCAGGGGGUCCCGGGGGAUCCCGGGGGGUCGCGGGGGGUCCCGGGGUGCCAGGCCACGGCCAUCCCACAGCGGCAUUGCCGGGAGGUGCCGGUGGGAGGUGUGUGCGGGGGUGCUGAGGUGCGGGUGGGUGCCGGCGGGUGCCCGGUGCCAGGCUGUGCCCGUCCCGCAGAGUUACUGCCGGGAUGUGUACCGGGGCCAGCUGGCCUCCGUGCACAGCGCCUCCCGCAACCAGGAGCUGCAGAAACUGGCCCGCACCUACACCCGCAUCUCCGUCUGGAUCGGGGCCGUCACCAGCUACAAGGGAGGGAAGUGGGCGUCGUACUGGGAGGACUCCAGCCCCUGGAACUACGCCAACUGGGGACCCACCUAUCCCCACCACAUUGUCACCACCUGCACCACCCUCAGCACCCGAGACGGGCUCUGGCGCAGCCGCCCCUGCUUCCAGCCGCGCCCCUUCAUCUGCCAGUACUGAUCUCCCAGCGCUGCCACGGCCCCCCAGCUCCCUUCCCAGUAAAGCAGAGGAGCUCUGA
This is a messenger RNA of Pseudopipra pipra, 1508 nucleotides long. RefSeq lists its product as uncharacterized. The record is from RefSeq and is a predicted model, not a curated record. The coding region runs from base 371 to 1450 and encodes 359 amino acids. The transcript has 3 exons. Lineage: Eukaryota; Metazoa; Chordata; Aves; Passeriformes; Pipridae.